UCUCUCUUUCCUCUGGUCUCGUCGAGUUCCAAAGAAACCAUGCGAUGCGGCCGCGACUUCCCGCCACCAAACUCAAACCGGCCGCCGCACCACCACGCCGCCCGCCUCCUCCUCCUCCGGCAACCGCCCGCGCCCUCUCCACCGCCGCGCCACCUUCCGACGCAUGCCACCUCCAGCAGCAGCAGCUCGAUGACCACAUCGCCCGGGGCGACCUCACGCGUGCCCGGCACCUGUUCGACCGAAUGCCGGACCCGGACGCCCGCGCAUACAACGCCCUCAUCCGGGACUACUCCUGGCGCGGCCCCGCCCACGCCGCCGGCGCGCUCGCCCUCUACGCCGCCAUGCUCCACGACGCCCGCUGCCCACCCAACAAGUACACCUUCCCCUUCGUCCUCAAGGCCUGCUCUGCCCUCCAGGACCUCCGCGCGGGCCGCGCCAUCCACCGCCACGCCGCCCGCGCGGGCCUCCACGCCGACCUCUUCGUGUGCACUGCCCUCAUCGACCUCUACAUGAAGUGCGCCCGCUUCGGCCCUGCCGCCGCCGUCUUCCACGCCAUGCCCGCCAGGGACGCCGUCGCGUGGAACGCCAUGCUCGCUGGCUACGCGCUGCACGGCAUGUAUCACCACGCGCUCGAGUGCCUCCUCCGCAUGCAGGAGGGCUGCGCCAGCCUCAGGCCCAAUGCCUCCACACUCGUCGCCCUCCUCCCACUGCUCGCCCAGCAGAGCGCGCUCUGUCAAGGAAAGUCGGUGCAUGCCUACAGCAUCCGUGCCUCUCUCCACGACAAGGACGGGGUGCUUGUUGGCACCGCGCUGCUGGACAUGUACGCAAAAUGCGGGGAAUUGCUCUACGCACGCAGGGUCUUCGAGGCCAUGCCCAUGAGGAAUGAUGUUACUUGGAGCGCCAUCAUCGGAGGCUUUGUGGUGUGCGGCAGGAUGACAGGGGCCUUCGGUCUGUUCAAGGACAUGCUGGCACAAGGACUGGGCUUCCUUUCCCCAACCUCCGUCGCCAGCGCUCUCAGAGCUUGCGCCAGCCUGGCCGAUCUCCACAUCGGUAAACAGCUUCAUGUUUUGCUUGCAAAAUCUGGCCUCCACUCUGACCUGACCGCCGGGAACUCGCUCCUCUCGAUGUAUGCCAAGGCUGGGUUGAUCGACGAAGCUACUGCCCUUUUUGAUGAGAUGGCGGCCAAGGACACGGUCUCUUACAGUGCACUCGUAUCAGGGUAUGUGCAGAAUGGUAUGGCGGAUGCAGCGUUUCUCGUCUUCAGGAAGAUGCAGGCCUGCAACGUACAGCCGGAUGUUGCCACAAUGGUGUCACUCAUCCCAGCGUGUGCACACCUGGCGGCUUUGCAGCAUGGCAAAUGCAGCCAUGGUUCCGUCAUAGUUCGUGGAAUGGCACCAGAAACCUCUAUCUGCAAUGCCUUGAUGGAUAUGUAUGCAAAGUGUGGAAGGAUUGAUCUCUCCAGACAGAUCUUUGAUGUCAUGCCAGCUCGGGAUAUUGUGUCAUGGAAUACUAUGAUUGCGGGAUACGGAAUCCAUGGGCUCGGGAAGGAAGCCACUGCGCUGUUCUUGGACAUGAAGAAUCACGCCUGUGAACCUGAUGGCGUCACAUUCAUCUGCCUAAUUUCAGCAUGCAGCCAUUCCGGGCUCGUGACUGAAGGGAAACGCUGGUUUCACAUGAUGGCACAGAAGUAUGGUAUAACUCCAAGGAUGGAGCACUAUAUCAGCAUGGUUGAUCUUUUGGCGAGGGGGGGUUUCCUUGAUGAAGCCUAUCAGUUUAUCCAGACCAUGCCAAUGAAAGCAGACGUUCGUGUAUGGGGAGCCUUGCUUGCAGCUUGCCGGGUUCAUAAGAACAUCGAUUUAGGAAAGCAAGUGGCUAGGAUGAUCCAGAAACUAGGACCUGAGGGGACUGGCAACUUUGUUCUGUUGUCCAACAUAUUCAGCGCUGCCGGGAGAUUUGACGAGGCAGCAGAAGUUCGAAUAAUACAGAAGGAGAAGGGGUUCAACAAGAGCCCUGGCUGCAGUUGGAUUGAGAUAAAUGGCUCUCUGCAUGCAUUUAUUGGCGGGGACAGAUCUCAUCCACGGUCACCUGAGAUAUAUCAAGAGCUGGAUAACAUCCUGGUAGAUAUUAAUAAAUUGGGUUACCAGGCUGAUACAAGUUUUGUUCUGCAAGAUCUUGAGGAAGAGGAAAAGGAGAAGGCACUUCUUUAUCACAGUGAAAAGCUAGCAAUAGCUUUUGGUGUCCUCACACUUAGUGAAGAUAAGACCAUUUUUGUUACGAAGAAUCUCCGUGUGUGUGGAGAUUGCCAUACUGUUAUCAAGUACAUGAGCUUAGUCAGGAGAAGGGAUAUAAUCGUCAGAGAUGCCAAUAGGUUUCAUCAUUUCAAGAAUGGGCAAUGUAGCUGUGGAGAUUUUUGGUGACAGCAAUACUACAGUCUGGUACAUGACCUCUCAGUUUUGUCUUGUAUCAGUCAUUCAGUUGCAUGCCUUGAAUAGUGGAGCAUUUAGAACUUCAACAGAAUGCCCUUUGAGGUUCCAAGUUUCUACGUUCCUGCAAGUUUUGCCCUCACAAAGGGUUAUGCAAAGUGAUGGUGUCAUGAAGUCAAAAUGAAAAUCCCAAGGCAUGUAAAGGUCACAGGAAACUAUUGACAAUGUUACAAAGGAUUUGGUACGCAAUUAAAGCUAGAAUGACACAAAUAGAACUUGCAUUUCCAGUAGAAAUCCCAGAGGUACAUGCUUAGUAUCAUCAGUUGUAAAAUUCUGAACUAUCAGAUAGUCCAUUUGAUGAAAUGAAAUGGUGUCUCAAGGA
This is a messenger RNA of Aegilops tauschii subsp. strangulata, 2805 nucleotides long. RefSeq names its product pentatricopeptide repeat-containing protein At3g16610-like. The record is from RefSeq and is a predicted model, not a curated record. Lineage: Eukaryota; Viridiplantae; Streptophyta; Magnoliopsida; Poales; Poaceae. Gene Ontology annotation, biological process: RNA modification. Gene Ontology annotation, molecular function: protein binding; zinc ion binding; RNA binding.